Messenger RNA from Paramuricea clavata, 20238 nucleotides. NCBI's taxonomy places the organism in Eukaryota, Metazoa, Cnidaria, Anthozoa, Malacalcyonacea, Plexauridae. The record is from the annotation of a GenBank genome assembly.
CUGGAAUGAAGUCGUUGAGUUUCAAUGAUAUUCAAUAAUUCAAGGUAUACACAAUUUCUGCAAAUUACCAGUUAAUUAAGUCAGCAAUGCACCACUGACACUGUACUAAUGGACAAUAUCAAUAUUUGAAGAUGAACUGUCAUUCGGGAGCACGGUACCCUGAGCCUGUGAUGCCUUGAUGGAAUGCCACCGAAAACAACGACAGAAACUAGGCCAUUUUAAAACACUGGCUCUUUCGGCCAGACGGCCAGUGUAGUUAGAUAGUACGUGGUGGAAAAACAACGUCACUAUAUAUACGUCACUAUAUAUGUUAUGCGUUGAAAUCAUAGAAGUAUACGCCCUGAUGGAAGUUGUAAAUGUACAUGAAGUAUUAAUUCAUGGCAGGCGACUAGACUUGCCCACAAAUCGAUUCGAAUAGCACUGGAAUGGCCCACUCAUUUCAGUAAUUCAGUAUUUCAGUUCCAUGCCUGAGAAGUUUUUAACUUAAUUUUAUUGGUAUUACUGUAACAAAUCUCAAGAGAAGCAAAAAUAUUUAUAGACAUUUUCACGCGAACACUUUCCAUAUUGGACCAAUAGACCAGUUUUGGGUGUUUUAUCAUUGAUUUUAUACCUUUUUUAGUCAGGUUCCUCCGACCUUUUACGGGAGUUUCCGAUUCAACCGGAAAAUAAAUACACCAAGCCCUUCUCUUCCGCCAUCUUUGAUAUUUCGAAAGGAGGUUGAGAAAUACAGCAAAAAAUAUGAUUCUUCUUGAGUUGAAUAACCGUAUUUUACAAGAAAUUUUAACUGCUAAACUCUCAAGGUAAGCAUAAAGCUCUUAGUAUUUGUUUUAAUGCGAUUGAAAAGGCAUUUAUAUUGCAAAGCAUUUGAAUUUCAUUUGUCUGUAUUAAAAAGGAUAGGAUACUGUUGUCUGGAUAUUAGAUUUAAUAAAAAGUUAUGACUUUGUUCUUUUUAGCGAAAAGUUUGAGGCAAUCGACAUAACAUUUGCAGGUAAGCAUGUUGUGUCAAAGAACAGAUAUAUAUGUUUUUAAAAGUGAAUUCAAGCCAAGAAUUAAGUUAUUUACCAAUAUAGUCCAACAGUGAUUUGUCCACUUCCAGGGGACUCCGCAGAUCUUCGGCAAAUUAUUUCAGUAAAUAUUGGUGUAUCUUUGUCAUACAGUUAGCACAGAAUGCACUCUGAGUCAAAUUACAGUUAGCUGCCAUAUUCGUUUGCAUGCACAUUUAAUUACAAUGUGAUCAAAACAGUUUGCUUGAAACAGGAAGUGUUUUACAGAAGGAUAAAUGCUUGAUAAAUGUUCUACUAUCAAAAUCACGAACAUGGUAAACUGGUCCCUCGAGAUUUGUGUAACCACUUUAGGGCUGUGCCUGGCAAGAGCUGGGGUCCCCUCGUCAUGAAGGGUCGUAAGCUAGGAUAUUGGGGUCCCUGUCUCUCAUAGAAUUUAAUAAUUUUUAUGUAACCUUAACCUUGUUUGUGAUUGUCUAAUUUUUAACAAAAUUGUAGAUUUUGAUGGUGUCUCCUUCCACGUUUCCAACCCGGAUGGGGAAAAGAGCAAAAUAAGAGUAAGUUUUAAAUUUUAACCCAUUGAGUGGCAGCACUCUCCCCCUGACGAGUUUAAUAGUCUGGUGUUAGACAGAGUAAAAUAACAAAGUAGGGUGCAUAUGGGUGCAUUGCCACUUAUAGGGUUAACAAGGUACAUGGGCAUAUAGACUGAUUAACCCAUUGAGUGGCAGCACUCUCCCCUUGACGAGUAAAACCGUCUGGCGUUAGACAGAGUAAAUAACAAAGUAGGGAGUAUAUGGGUGCAUUGCCACUUAAAGGGUUAAUGUGUUAAACCUGUGAGACACUGUCUGAAGUAAUAGUUCAUCAUCUCCUUCCCAAGUUUGUCUGAAUACACUCUUUCAGAGAGUGCUCAGUCUUGCCCUUGUUACAGGUGACACAUUUACAACACAAUGCAUCCGUGAAUAUAAAAGGCAUGUUUAUAAUUUUGUAAUCAGUAACAAGAUAAAGGGCACUAAAGCCAAUGUCUCAAACACGAAAAUGAGGCUUUAUAGCCACGGCUAAGUAUACUAUCCAGAAGGGUGUUUAUGUAAAUACAUUGUUUCAGCAUUUUCCUUGAAUGUAUCAGGGCUGUAUACAGGUAAUAUUUUUGAGCAGUUUUAUCCUAUAAUGUCGUUACUCACUAGAGUCUAAUAGGGAUGAGCCGAUUAAUCGGUAAAUAAUCGGCAAAGCCGAUUAAUCGGCCAUUUUUUAAAUAAUCGGUAAUCGGUCGAUUAUUGCCCGAUAAUCGGCAAAUAAUCGGCCAUAAGACUUUUUCUGCAGCUGCCAAGCACAUGCUAAAAUACUGAAUAGAAGCGAAUAGAUUUUCACAUUUUGUUACAAAACCCGCAUCUUUCGUCUCACACGAGUCCAUGGCUUUGGGACAAAAUCAGUUAAAACACCAACGCAUUCCUAUACGUUGAGUUUCUGUGGUUGAGUCAUACCAUAUUCUGUUUUCUGAUUGGCUUAAACGAAUCCUGCAUGAUAUUUCUAAUAAAAUGCAUAUAUUAGUAGCACGUGUUCAGUGAGGCUAGGAUAUUUCCACCGAAUAAUGCAGCAGACCAGCUCCGCAUAAAGCUGACAAUAUCCUGUUUUUACACCAUAAUCUGCCAAAACUAAACUUUGACUGUUGACAUGCGAGAUUGAAGCUGAUUUAGUGUGUAUUGUAAACAAUAAAACUGCAUUUACAACUUCAUUGUUGGUCAUCUUGUGAUUUUUUUCUUGCUUUUUAAAAUAAUCGGCAGGUAACGAUUAAUCGGCCGAUUAGUUAUGAUAAUCGGCUUAUAAAUAAUCGGCCUCAGUAAUCGGCAAUUUUCCUUAUCGGCUCAUCCCUAGAGUCUAAGACAAAUAACAACUUUAUUUACAAUACAAGAAUACUUUAUACAUACUAAUAAGUAAUUAACAUUUCUAUAAGAAUCCAUUAUAAGCUUGGUUAAAUUGUACCAGUACAUUUCUUCCUUCUUCAGAGUUCCGUCUAUAUACUGUAUAUGCUUAAAGCCCAUUUUCCAACCUCGUUCCCAGGGCUUUUCCCUUUUUGUCAUUGGGAAGGCGGGAAAAGGCCCUGGCACCGGCCGGUCACAUGACUUUCAACACCCAGAUAUAGUGGGUGUAAUAAAUUAUAAUAAUAAUGAAUUAGAAAAUCCAAGAUGGCCGCCAACCUAAGAGUGUCCACAAAAUUUAAGUGCUUAGAGCGGCUUCUUUUUGCUACCGACGUACUCGAAAUCAAAUUCUUCAGCUUUUAUUACAUGGGAACUAUGUAGUUGCUGUUCUUCCAACUGGGUUUGGUAAAUAUCGUUCAUUCGCUAAACAAAAUUAACAGCCAAUUGAGCCAAAAUAUAGUAUUACGACAGAUGUUCUCCAGCUGGACAGGUUUGCCUAAGAGGACACGGAAAGUGUUUUGAACUGGGGAUGUUAAACUUGGCUUUACCCUUCAAAGACUCUGCUGUGCGACGAUUGGAGCGAGUUUAUGAGGAAUAUUUUAUACAGUGAUUCAAAGAAAUGUUUUUGCAUAUACCGUAUAUGUUAUUGAUCUAUAUUUGUUGAAUGUCACUUAUAUUAUAAAGUGCCAAUGGUUGGAAUAUUUAUUCAUUGAUAUUUUAAACACAGAUGAAGUGUUAUAUGCUCUUUCCUUGUUUACAUUUUCCUUGCAGCCAAAUGUUGUUGAAGCUGGCAAGUUGCAAAACUAACAUAUGAGUGAUAUGACCCAAAUAUUGGAUAUGCAUCUUAGUUUUCUUCCAGUAAAAUGUAAACAAGACCUUAAGAAUUCUAUAUGAGAUAAGAAAUAUUAUGUUUAAAGUCAUGACUGGCAAAUUAGCAUGUGCAAAUUGAUGCUUCCUAAUAAUAGUAUGUACUCCAGUAAAGCUUGCUUGCUUCAAUUCUUGCUGUUACCAUCGGCACAUUAUCAGGGUGGAGAGUUGAUUUGAAUUUUUUGUCCCAGGGGAUAAAGGUAGGGAAUAGAUUUUCCAUAACAAAAUGGGCAAGGUGCCCAACCAGUUAGAAGAUGGCAUGUACUUUAAGUGACCAUUCAUACCCUAGGGUGGGGUGGGUGAUUCUUAUGUCAAAAUGUCAUGGGACCCCUUUUUAAUCUCUUAAUUUAAUAAUGGAGACCCCUCCUAAAUAUUUAAGACUAUAUAACAUGAUGCAAUUCUAAUCUUCAUUCAUGUGAAUGCCUGACUAUGAAGAAAAUACAUUUUGCAACACAGGGAUGGAUCCAGCAUGAUCUGGUAGGGGGGUGCUCUGCCAGCUUUGAUGCCGAGUUGUGUCGGUCAUGUGUGCCGCCCACCCAUCAACUUGCUUCACUACUGCAAAGUCUUGCUUUACUACUGUAUUUGAAUUGUAAUUGUUGUUCACAGCUCGCUUAUCAUCAUGUUAUUACUCAAAUUACUGUAUCUCAUUUUGCCUGUAAUAAUUUUUUGCUUUAUCAUGAAAAAUAGAACCCCCCUGCACCCACCCUGGCCAGGGCUAGGGGAGUGCACAGCCCCCCCCCCCAGUAAAUUCAUCCCUGUUGCAACAUACACUACAAGAGCUAGAAUGAUUGCUUCCUUUGGAUGAUUUGUCUUAGAGUUAUAUUACCUAUAUUACAACAAUUCUUCCUAUUCUGAAACCGGUUGCUAUUCUGUUUUUUACAACACUCAUCCCCCCCCCCCCAAAAAAAAGACUCAACAAAUCAAGGACCCCCUCCAAGGCAAUUUUGCCAGCAAAAUAGAUUUAAUUUGAUGGUAACUGUUCUGAGAAUAUAUUAACUUAUUGAGUGGCAGCAUUCUGCCUAGACUUGCCACAAGUCGACCUUGAACGAAUGCAAGCAGCGAGUGUGAGCCGACGUUUUGUUCAAGGUCGACUUGUGGCAAGUCUACAUUCUGCCCUUGAGUAAAAUUGUCUGGCAUCAGACGGAGUAAUAUACUAAAGUAGGGCACAUUGCCACUAUAAAGGGUUAAACAAAUUUUAAAAAAAAUUGCAAUGGUCUAUAUUCAAAAAGCUCUAUUUGUAAAUUUUAAUUGACUUUUAUAUACCUACUUAUAUAUAGCUAGCUACCUUGCCCCAGUCACUUCAAGUGAAUUCUACGGGAGGAGGAGGACAUUGAAAAUCCCUGGGUUUACUUGGUAAAAGCAAGAAUUGAACCAUGCAUUACAUGUAUAUGGAGAGCAAAUACCUUGAUAAUUGUUCUUAAACUUCUUUGGCUUAGAAUGGGUACACCCUCCAAAGGUGUUUAUUUACAGGGUCCAAAGGUGUAAAUAUACACUGUCCAAGGUGUUAAUAUAAACAACAAAAACAAUUUAUAUAAUUAAAUUUUAUUAAAUAAAAUGUGGCAUAUUUUACAAAUUGCAUUACCAUCCCAAAGUGUACAUAAUUUAUCAAUAUAAUUAGGACUUAGAAGCUGUUCACAUGAGUUUGACUCUGACCCAGCACCCUUGGCUAGCUCCCCUUGCCCGAUCACAAGUAGGAAACCUCCAACCCCCUCUGACAAAUCAGUCCAGAUCUGCCCAAGAGGCAGGAUUUUCUGGAAUAUUAUUAGCAGUGAAAUUGUUGCAUAUUUUCAAGCAUGCAUUGUAACCUGAUUUUAAAGCCUGUUUGAAAAUCAGACAUGUGGCAAUGGCAAGAUGGUCCAGCCAUAUGAAUACAAUCUUAAAAUAUCAUAAAAAACAAUGCAAUUUAAGGCCAGACAGCCCAACUCCUGCGAACAGCCCUUUAUUACACAUUCGAAGCAUCUCUUGAGGCAUCAAAGCACAUGGAAUUACAUACAAGUAUGUGACAUAAGCCCACCAUUGCACAACUUUGUCUGCAACAAUGCAAGUACAAUCAAGCUGGAAACGGAUUUUAUCAGUAUUUUGAUAUAUACAUUAUGGCUCCUGUCUAAAGACACCUGCACUUUCAUAUUGAAAUUGUUCUAAUAUCAUCCAAACAAAACACAUCAGAAAACUGUAACAUCAGCCAAAUGAGCAAAUUAUCACUUUUUUACACAAUUUAUGGUAAAAUGAAGCAACAUGUAAUAGUAUCUGAAACAAAACCAAAUCACAUAUUAUUCAAAAGUUGUAAACACUGUUGCAUAUAUGAUAUAACAAAAUAUCGUCGCAUUUCUAGUGGUAACUAACUAUAAAUUAGGCCAAUUUAAACUCGACUAUGAAGAAUAUCAAAAACUAAAGGUCAUGUUUCAGUUUAUAAACCCAGACUUUAGUUUUAUAAAUAUAAACAUUAACGCUAUACGAAGCCAAUGAAGGCACAUUUUGCCCUAAAUACUCGGUCAGAGCCUCAGAGGUGUGUUUUAGUACACAAUUAAUCUUCUCUCACAAUAUAAUCUCACUAACCUUCGAUAAAUUGUGUAUAAAUCUUAUCGAAUUUUGCCACAGAUUUUCCCAAAAAUAUUUCUUAGACGGACAAAGUAUUAUAAUAGACACUCCUUGCGUGAAAAUGUUAAUUUAUCGCAAAGUUUGAAUAAAUUAAUCCAAGAUUGCAUUAUUUGCAUAAUAAUAUACUUGUCAUUGACCAAUCAGAACACAUAGAAGACCGGCCGGUGCCAGGGCCUUUUCCCGCCUUCCCAAUGACAAAAAGGGAAAAGCCCUGGGAACGAGGUUGCCCAUUUUCCACUAGGCGAAUUUGUUCACGCAAAGUGAAAAACAACUCUUGGGAAUGUGAUUGGUCAGCGGGAAAAUUCACCGCGAAAAAGUUGGAUCAGUUCCAACUUUUUUACUGUUCACGUGAACAAAUUCGCCUAGUGGAAAAUGGGCUUAAGUGUAUAAUAAGUUUUUUUUUUCCAAUUUUUUUGCUUACAACAACCAAACUGUCAGAAAAAAGUACUACGGUAUGAACUAUAUUUAAAUCGUUGUUGUCUUAUGUUGUCCUAAUACAUACUUAUUAGUUUUAGCAAAGUAUCUUACGAAUGCAGAUCACUACAUGAUCGAUACAUACAUUACAUAGUCUCUAGUCCAUGCUGGUCUCCUCAUUGAUCGUCCACUGUGUUGAAAUGUAUGUGGUUCACUUUCCGCCUGGCUCUCACUUGUUGCCUCAUCCAUUUCUAUUGGAUUGUUAUCUUCGAAAUCCCAGGAUACUUCAUCCGCGUCUGGAAUCAUAAAUUUGAAAUUCGCUAUAAUGAUGAUUUUCCUACUUGCUUGAUAGGAGAACUGUUUAGACUCGUUAUUUUCCUCUCGUCCGUUGCUCUACUCGCUGUAACCAUAGUUCCUUUCACCAUUUCUACGGAAUGGGUUUGAAUGGAGUGCUGAGUUUGUUCCAUUUUCUUUGACGUACUAAUACAAUGUCUCCACAUUGUAUACCAUGAUCCUUUGUUUCCCUCGAAAAGUGAGCGUACAUCUUCAUCUUUUUCUUAGGCUUGCCGUCGUUACUUGCGACUUCGACUGAAGAAUUGCUCGAGAUAAUUUCUGGAAUUUUAGUUCUGAUCGAUCUGUUCACUAACAGCUCGUACAGACAUUUCUUCGUGCUACUGUAGAAUGAGGUGUCGCUCGAUAGUUGGUCAAGAACACACAUAUUUCCCUUCUCCAAUCUUUGCCUGAAACACGAGCGGUUUUGGUAAUUUUACCAAUAUUCUUCAUAAAAUUCUUCUUUUGUCCGUUCGCCUCUGGCCACACAGGCGUGAUUUUUCGGUGCUUGAACCUUUUUUCUUUAGCAAACUGCGCGGAUUCUACGCUUUGGAAAGAAGUUCCGUUAUCUGUUUUGAUUUCAACAGUAUCCCAUGCAUGGAAGCAAUUCUUUCAAAUGCACAAAUAGUAGUCUUUGCGUAUUUUUCACUAUCUCAAUCUCUGGCCUGGGUAACUAGAGUAAGCAUCGAAUACGACCAAUAAUAGCAGUCCGGUUGGGAAUGGCCCACAUAUAUCAGCGGAUACCUGUAUAGGGAGUGAUGACAUCUCUAACGGAUCUCUCGUUGUACUAUUCAUACUUGCUUGACUUUAUCAAUUCCCAGUCUUGUGAGUUCUCUAUCUUCUCUUGUCGCAUCCUGAAUCUACAUGAAAGUGAUUGACUUUGGAACCGUAUCCAGAAGAAUGUGGUGUACAGCAUUACUUCUUGCCUCACUUCCUUUCUCUUCAGUGGCUGUACAGUAGCUGUCACUGCAUGUCAAGAAAGAUGAUCAGCGAUUCAGCGGCAUUGUGUUUUCUGGGAUUUUAUGGAUUUCAAAAUCAAACUGCUGAAGGUAUAAGAACCAACGUUCGAUUCUUAGUGGCGGAUUGCUGUGAGGGUUGUUAAAUAAAGGAACCAAAGGCUUGUGGUGUGUUUCCAUUAUGAAUUUAUUUCCAAUUAUGAAUUUACUUUCAAUCAUUCGGAAGCCCAUCUGAUAGCAAGUGCUUCUCUCUCUAUUUGAAAAUAGUGUUUCUCCACUUGAGUUAAACUUUUGCUUGCACACUUCACUGGCUGCCAAUUAUCGUGCGACGUCUUCCGUGUAAGGAUUAGGCCCAGUCCGUUUGGUCCUGCGUCUACCUGUAACUUUCAAAUCUUUCCAAUCUUCCAACACUGUAAAUAGUUAUAAUUUAAGAGGUUCUUCAACUGGGCUUUUUAUUCCAAGGCCCAGGACAGAAUUUUUUAAAAAAAAGUUUCAGUUACAGUGGGGCUAAAUUAUGGAAUAGAAUACCAGAAAAUAUUCGAAAUUCGAUAUCUUACAACUCGUUUUGUAAAAACCUUUUCUCCUCGCCCUCGGCCUUAUUAAAUUAAGUAGUUUAUUUAAGUGAAUAUUUAAUAGAUUUAUAUAAUAAUAGUUUGUAUGUAUUAGUAAAUUAGUUUUUAAAUUGUAAAAAUUAGCCAGCACACCUCUCAUGGAAAUCAGCUUAGUGCUGAAUGGGACUAGUGUGCUUAAAUUAAAUAAAGUUGAUCUAUCUAUCUAACUUGGUCUCGCAUCCAAUUUCGUAGUACCCCAGCACGGAAUCACACGACAACGCGUCUUGUAAAGCUUCAAAUGAAUUGUGCUCAAGGCUGGUCCACUUCCAAUGAACAUUCUUCUGUGUUAGCUGGCGCAACGGUGUAGUAAUCUCCGAAAAAUUGGGGAUGAACUGUGCGGAAUAUUGUGCCAUGCCCAGAAGUGAUCGCACUUCGACUAUACUUUUUGGCGGACUCAUCUACAGUACUUUAACGUUUGCACUUUGCUGGGUGCUGGCUUCACUCCUUUACCCGUAAAGUCUCGGUGACACGAAACUAAUAUCAGCCCAAGAUAUUUUUGAUAAACAAUGGAUGACACAAUCGAAGGAAUUGAUGAUUUCAUUGUGUACGGAAGCAAUGACAAAGAGCACAACGCCGCUUUAGAGUCCCUUCUACAACGUUUUCGUGAAUGUGGCCUAACUUUUAAUCCAAAGAAAUGCAGUACCAUAGUUCAGUCUCGUAUACCUAAUCUUUUGCUGAGUUCCAUAGAUUGUGGUUGCCUCUAGGUGGCUACUCUUUUCAUCCAACUCUAAUACCCCUCGUUCAUGUCAAGAACGCUAAAAACUUUCACUCCUUUUAGUUUGAACUUGAUAUCACUCAUAGUUGGAACUUGUGCGACCGAUCUUUUUAUUGCUGUAUUAGGGACUCGCAUAUCGGAACAAUAUCGUGUGGCAUCAGGAUUAUGUAGCUUCGGGGCUAUUACUGGAUUAGUGCACCAGAUAGUCGGUUGGUCAUCAGGAACAUUUUCAAUAACUCCCACUUGCUUCAGUCGUUUUUCUUCUACCAUGGCUUUCUGUUGUAAAUUGUAAGGAAUUCUUCUUUGUUUGUGCACCACAGGAACGCUUGUCUCAUCCACGAUCAACUUUGCUUUUAUUCUUUUGUGCUUUUCCUAACCUGUAAAAACAUCGUUGUAUUCAUUAAGCAAAUGGUUAACAUCCGGAUCCUCAACAGCAUCAAUUUUUGGUUGGUUCGGUUUCUUCGUGACAUAUUCGGGUUGUGUGCUAUUUGCUCCCAUCACUCGAUUUUGUUCUUCCUUCAGCAACCAAGAAUUCUGUUGUCGUUUUCUUGCCGAUGCUAUAUACUUUCCACUUCAGCUUGAAAACUGCCAAUCAAUGGUAUAGGUUUGUCCUGACCGUAUGCGUAUAACUUGGUGUCCACUUGUUUAAGUUUUAGUUUCUUUCCUAGAGCAUUUUAAAGAAGUUGAAACCGUUCCUCAUCGAUAAUAUUAGCUGUUGAGCAGGAAUCUGCCUCCACUUGGCAUUUUAUCCCAUUUAUUCUCACUUGAACCGUGGAUAAAACCUUGCAUGGCAUGACCGCCUGAAAAACAAAGUCUGAAUCGGAAGAGUCAUCUCCCGUGUCUUGUUUUUGACUUGCUUUGUUCUCGCACAACUGCUUAGCUGUGUUAUUCAAAAACGGUUUCCCUUGCUGCUGGAACGCCUUCUGUUUUCUCGGGGCUCGACACAUUUUCACGAAGUGUCCAAGUUUUGAGCAAUUCCCGUAACAGGACAUGAUGAUUCCCCCCCCCCCCAAUCAUGGUGUAAGCCACAAUAAGUACACAGUCAUUUUGUUUUCUCGUUGCUGCAGUUUUUGAAAUCGCCUUUAACUUACUUGGCCUUUCCCAAUAUAAUUUUUUUCAUAGACUUGAAUAAUUGUUCCCAAUAGUAAAUAGUGAAACAAAAUGCUUUAACUGUCCAGAUCUACAGUGAGGGAUUAAAACUGACUUUUCCCGUUUUCUAAUGUUGUGUGUUUUUUCUAUAAAGUAAGGAAAAAACCCCGAUACCAGUGAUGCUUUGUGUUUUUUUUUCUAAUGAAGGAAUAUCAACUGUGCUGUUAUGUAGUUCUUGUUGUAAAUGCAAUGCAAAAAUUUAUUCUUUUCUAAAUAGGUAAGCAUUCACCUGAAGUUCUAUUCAGACCUUCAGAAGUAUGGUGCUGAUCAGGUGAGUGUACAGUGUGUUGUAAAUUAGCCAAAAAAAUUUAGAAACUUAAAUUGAGUUCAGUAAUUUUUCAAUUGAAUUUAAUUCCCAUAAAUACUGUAUGUAUAGUUGUAUAUUGAAAAGGUACAGUCUGCAACAAAUUUGGUUGCAUGACUUCUUGAUUUUAGUAGUUUGCUCAAUAAAAUUAUGUGAUGUUCAAAUUUUAUAGUUGAUUCAGAAGGAAUAUGGCUCGUACUUAACCACUGCAGAAUCAGGUGAGUCAUGAAAAUGGAAUUGUGUAAAAAUGUGUAUGCAUGACUAGCCAUAAAUUUCCAACAACACCCUAUAACAUUUGACUUUACAUAGUUUUUCUUCACCCGUUUGGAAAACUGCUAAUCAAAUUUAAAUACUGUCUGUAGGUUAUGAUGUGUCUCUCCUCAUUGACUUGGAGAAGUUACCAGGAGGUGACAAAGAAAAGGGUAAAUAUGCAUGCCAUGGUCAUAAUACAUGUAUUAUAUAUAAUUAAUAACAUCAAUUGAUUUCUUUGAUUUUUUCAUUGUUUAAAUAUUGCCUAUCCACAUUGGUUUUAGAGGAACUCAUUACAAAGGUUGCAUUGCUGAAACGAAAUUGCUUUGCGUCCGUGUUUGAGAAAUAUUUUGAACAUCAACAAGCUGGAAACGAUAAAGAAGAAUACGCUGUGAUCAACUACAGAGAAGAUGAAACUUUGUAAGUACAGUAUAUAUAGAAUAUUAUUAUAUAAACACAAUGUUAUAUAGAGUUUUUGGCCACUGAGAAAGAUCGUAUUUAAACACACGUAAAAAAUACGAUAUUUUUAGGUGUGAAAAUAUCAUUUGUUGUAAAACGCAUUGCCACAGACGUUUUAUUGUUUUUCACUGAAUUUUGUUUAUAUAAGGGACCGGUCAUAAAGUAUUUACUAGGGGGUGUGGAGGAUAUUUUUGGGGGGUGCGAAAAAAAAAGAGAACCUCUGAGGGGGUACGAAAAAAACAACAGAACCUCUAGGGGGGUACCAAAAUCUUAGUCCUAUAGGUACGGAAAAAAAUUACAUUUUAUAAUUAUUGUUGAAUAUUGAAUGUUUUGUGCCCAGAUUUAAGUUUGGAAAGAAUUGCUUUACUACUGUAUAAUUAUUAAAUCAACACAAGAUAUAUGUUUUAGUCUGACUCAAUGUCAGAUGAUAAGUAGGAUUCAGUAUCCGUUGAACUUUUGGAGUACAAAUCUGAUACACCUGAAUUGUCAAUGCUAGCAAGUUCACACCGGCAUUAGAACUUGAUGAACCUGAUGAGGAAGUGUCACAUUGAAUGGAAGCAAUUUUUUUCUAUUUGAAAUAAAGUAAAAACAAAUUUUUCUGUUUGAUCUUACUCUCAGCCCAUCGUUAGUAUGUCAGAAUCUGAAAAGACUGGUGACGAAUCGGAGACUGCGGAAAAUGUUGAGGAUAUGGUCACCACUACAAGAAGUGGAAGAGUUAUCACAAACUGGACAGUUUCGAAAUAUAGAUAAACGCAAGACAAAUGUUAAAAAAGGGGGGGGGGGUAUGAAAAUUUUAACUUACAUUCAAGGGGGUUACGAAAAUUUUUCCACAGGUUUUUGGGAGGGUAUGGAAAUAUGUACUUGAAAUUUCAUUUAUCCUCCACCCCCCUCUAGUAAUUACUCUAUGACCGGUCCCUAAUAAACAGAAAAAUACAUGGGUGCUUGGAAAUACCAGAUUUAUUUCUCGUGUUGAACAUGAUAUCUCACUCGUUCGCUGCGCUCACUCGUGAGAUAUCAUGUUCAACACGAGAAAUAAAUCUGGUAUUUCCGCGCACCCAUGUAUUAUUCUCUAUUUAUACUAUAAUUAUACUACAAGCAUAUACAGUACUCUGCUUGUACUAUAAUUAUAGUACUGUAUACAGUAAGUAAAGAGUUUGCUCUGCAUCUUGAAAAUUCUCUUACCAACUUACAGUACUAAUGUUCUCACGCUUUAUUCAAUUAUUGGUUCUUGUUUCUUGCUAACCUGAAAAAUACAAGUUUACUGUAUAUAAAUUAAAUUAAAUUUCCAAAGUUUUGACUUUUGACACCACUCUGUGAGGACAUAGCCAAACAUCAGAAUUAUGUGUUUUUCGGCUUAGUAGCAAAACUGUGAUCCUAGCAAUGUAUCAUGAUUAAUUUUACAAUUAAAUUCAUGGAUGUUUGAAAAUUGUUAAAAGUCGCAAAUAUUUGCCACACUUGUUUAUACUGUACAGCUCUGUUAGUAGCUCUUUUAACUUUCAAAAAACUUGGUCUGAAACCUGCAGACUGCAAUAGGCAAUUCCAGCUUUUAGUUUAUGCGUGCAGGGGACGAUGGGAAGUAAGGUAUCACAUUGGUGAUUAUGCUAAAAAAAUAAAAAUGGUGGCCGUGUAAACACGGAGUGAUAGCUUAUACUUGUAAAUAUUGAAAUAUUUCGGUUGUUUCGGUAGUUUUUAUUGAAAUUUUUCAGCAUAAUCAGCAAUAUGAUACCUUACUUCCCAUCAUCCCCUGCAGGCAUAAACUAAAAGCUGCAGGCAUAAACUAAGAGCAUCGAGAAUUGCUCUGAAACAGAAACGAGGCGAAAUGCCAUACUGUAAAUUGCUAAAAUGGGACACACUAGAAAAACGUAGAAAGUUUCUUUCCCUAGUAGAGUGCUACAAGAUAGUAUUUGAACUAAAUGGCGGCAUAAUAUUCAGCGAAGUUUUAGAAUAUAGACACUCCAAGAGGACAAGAUCUAACCACCAAUACACCUUAUAUCCUAAACUACCCGAAAUUAAUUGUUACAAAUACUCACUAUUUGUAAGGAUUAUCAGUGACUGGAACAGUUUACCAUGCUCGGUUGUAGAAGUAAAUAACAUUAGAGAAUUUAAAAGAGAACUGAAGUCGAACAUGUACUUGUAAUUUAACAUUUAGGUAUUUUAACUUAGUAAUAGGUAAAGGUGAUCUUUAUAUAGGGUUAACCUCCAGAUCUCCUGCAAGGGCCUCAAUAUUAUUGUAGGUACUUUGAAUAAAUUAUUGAUUGAUUGAAGCUGGAAUGGCCUAUUCAAUAAUAUCGUAGGGACACGCACAUUAUGCUCGAAAAUUUGCCCAUUAUUCUAUUCCUUAAUCCCUUGACUUUAUCCUAUUAUUCUUAAAAUUUCCCCCUAUUAUUCCCAAACUUAUUCUACAUGAAGUCGAACCAAGAGCAGGAGAAAAUAAGAACUUUAUUAUUUUAAUAUAAUGGAUGUGGAGGUGGAAAUUUCGUCAAGAUUUUCAAUUUUAUUUGAAAUUUGCAUGAUGGAUUAAAGAAACAAAUAAUGCAUAACGUUAUUAGUCCAAAUGUUCUACGUACAUGACAUAUUCAGAGACGGUACAUACGUGCACGCCGCGUCGCUGGCCCUUGGGCGGAUGGCGCAUAUGCAAUUUACGGAAUUUAUGUUGGCACGAUGAACGUCAUACCGAAACGUUUCCCUAUUAUUCCCUCUUUUGCCUAUUCCCGGUUUCAAAAAAAUCGCCUAUUAUUCCAAAAGAAAUCCCAGCAUAAUGUGCGUGUCCCUAAUAAUAUGUAAACUUUCUUAUUUCUUUUAUGAAGGUAUGUCGGGGCAAAAGCGGACCGUGUCACGGUUAUUUUUAGCACUGUCUUCCGGGAUGAUGAUGACGUAAUCAUUGGCAAAGUAUUCAUGCAGGUAACGUUUAUCGUGGAUUAAUUUUUGUAUCGUCAACAACGUUUUAACUCAAGAACCACAGAAGUCAUGCUAAUUUGCAAAUUCAUAGGUGCUGUACAUUUGGAAAUAAAUGAGGGAAACGGAAAUCUCUUUCUUGUAAUCCUGUUUGGUCAACAAUUGGCUGAUUAAUUCUCAAUAACUGGUAGCUGUCACGUUAUUUCAGCUGUCGAUGUUAUCAGUGUGCAAUUAUAACACUUUUUUACUGAAGUUCGAAGUACAAGAAAAAUAAUACAAAGCUAUUUUCGACUGGUAUUUACAGUUCGUAAAAUCAUUUGGAUUCGGCUUACGUGUGAUAUAUGAAGAAUUAUUCAGACCAUGCUCAGUCUUGUACAAUAAUUAUCACUUAUUUACUGAGACCGAGGGAAACAGUGUGUUUUGUGGCCCCUCGACCGCCGUUGACGGCGGUCGAGGGGCCACAAAACACACUGCUUUCCCGAGGUCUCAGUAUAUAAGUGUCAAAGUAUGAAUAAUUCACCGGUUAUUGGAGUGAACUCAAUUUGAAACCAAAACUGGAUAAAUGGAACGCCGUAAAUGUUUAAUAAAAAGUUAAAAAAAUGAACUUUGCAUGGAACUUCAUGGUUGACACGCAUGCGUAUUGCACCCAUUUUAUUGUUGACCGGUCAAUAAAUGUUUCAUUGUGGACCGGUUGCCGAACAUGACGCUUUGUGGACCGGCACGUGAUACGGUUUUGACCAAUCGGCAAACAGAAAAAUUGAACUUUGAAACUAAUUACGAUACGGUUUUGACCAAUCGGCAAACAGAAAAAUUGAACUUUGAAACUAACUAGUAUACAGGGUGUAUCAAAAUAAACGCAAUUCAUCUUUUGUGCUUAAUAACUUUCGAAAUACUAUUUCUAGUUAAACGCUUUUAGGCUUACUUCAAAGCCUGUUCUUUUCUCUUUCAAACAAACUAUUAUCCUUGUCUCCAAUGCUAGUAAUAAUUGCACAGGAAAAGAUUUAGUAAAACCUAUCAUUUUUAGUUGCUGUUUAAUUAUGCAAGUUUAUUAUGUUAUUGUUUAGUCGGUUUAAAUGUUAGAAUUUUCUUCUUUAAACUUUAAUGUUGUCGUCACUACAUCUGGAAAACCACGUAAGAACAAAUUAAAAGUAUUUUAAAAGAGACCAGGUUGUUUGAAAAUCCUAAACGAAUGCUAAAAUCGUCAAAACAUUCUGGUGUCUGAGCCAGAGUGUCAUCGAAUUGCGAUGUAAUGUAAACAGAAAUUAUAGCAAGUUGAUGUCAGUCAGCUUAGAUGGUCCAAGCCAAAAUUAUAUCGCAUUUGAAGUUUCAAACUGAGUUAAAAAUAGUGGAAGAAAAGCCGUAAUUGUACUUAUUGUUACAAUCCAUUUAAUAAAAUGCAACAUUUUUUUGUUUUAAUGAAAAAAUCAGUUAUUUUCGUGAGAACGAUUUGUUAUUCCAUCUCACUUUUUUUAAUCUCCAAUCGCAAUAACGUAAAGUAUCAUUACCCGCGAACCAAUGAGUCAAAUUUAAGAAACAACCCACUGUUAGAAAGCUGAAUGGCUACGCUUUAAAAUGAAUGUAAACUUUAACGUUUUCGUCUAUUAUUUGUUUAGCAAUUUACAUUUCAGUCGAGGAUUGCGCUUUUUUUUAUACACCCUGUAUAACAAUUGUUUAUUAUAACUAAACUAUUUCAUAUCAGAGCACAUAAAAAUACUUCAGUGAACAGUGGAAAGCAAUACGCAAUGUCCUAUCAUGUUCAAUUAUAAGAUGACGACGAUUGCGUAAAGUAGGAAAAACUAAUAAAACUAUAAUUCAUAAUUAUAUUAGUUUCAUAUUAUUCUGACACUGCAGAAUACAACGAAGAGGUUGUUCUCCGAAAAACAUUUUUUCCGGAAAAAAAUUUUAAAUAAGGACCCCUAAAAAAUUUUUUGCCCCGGGCCCCCGCCAACCUCUCGGCGGCCCUGCUUGGGACUAUAUAAUAAACAUGCAGAACAUUACACGGUGGCAUGAAGAUAUGACUUUUAUCUUCUCGUGUUAAAAACAAUAUUUUGCUCACUCGCUGCGCUCGUUCGUAAAAUAUUGUUUUCACCACUCGAAGAUAAAAGUCAUAUCUUCGCGCCGCCGUGUAAUAUCCUCUAUAUAUUCAAGGAAAACAAAGUUACAGUAUACUGACUACUGUACUUUCCAUUUAUGUGUUCUGCGCAAAAUAAUAUCUUCAUGAUGUAUAUAAACGCACACUUAGCUGUGUAUUUGUAAACAUACUGCAGUACUGUAAAUCCAAACCUCGGAAACUGACAAACAUGAAUUUAUGUACAACUGUCUAUGAUUUGAUGUUCUUGUUUCAAGGAGUAACUUGUCCACGGCUAGAAGUUCAUGUUUUACAUGGUUAUAUAACUCUGUGUUAUUGCACAUGGGCCGGUGGUUAGAUUAGAGCCUUAACUCUGGGUUAAAAUUUUAAACUGCUGUUUUGGGUCGUGUGUUUCUAUACGUCUGUUGAUUGAAUUCAUACUUCAGAAAAUAUAACUAUUCAUUCCAACGGGAAAACUAUUUGUAAACAAAUUGUUAGAAAAUUUGCUUUACAGUUUUACGUUAACCUAUUAAGCUAAUCGGCCUUAAAACAACUGGGCCCUGUGCAAUGGAAAUAGUUCAUUGGGAGUAUAUCAGUCCUGUGUUGAGUAUCUUCAAUUUAUCAGAAGAAUAAACGAGAAAUUGAAGUGUUGAUUGCUCUUCUGUGUGUAGGAGUUAAAAGAAGGACGGCGUGCCAGUCAAACAGCUCCUCAAGUUCUCUUCAGUCAUCGCGAACCUCCUAUGGAAUUGAAGGGAACUAACGCUGUUGUUGGAGACAAUAUCGGAUACAUUACGUUCGGUAAGAGCAAAAAUAACAUGAAAGAUUAAACUUCGAAAUGCAUAGCCCUGCAGAGGCGCACGCAUUAUACACUACCAAUAUCAGUAAACCCACAUAGACUUAAUGAUAUAAAAGACUAGCCUAGUUCCAGCCCUUCCCGCGUGAGUGGAUCCGUUUUGAACCGCGGGAGAAGGCCGAGCGAAAUUCUUACUCGUAGUCCUAAAUUCGUAAAGUAACCUUACACGAACUGCCAGUACAUGCAUUUCCUUCCAUAUGGAAAUAUCUUCGUUGUUUAUCCAGGCAAUAAAGUUGUACAAAAAACAUCGAUGUAACUGUGUACUGUAGAACCUAGGGCCGCUCGAAGGGCAAAAAUGGUUCCACGAAGGGCAGUUCGCUUCCCGUCUCUCCCCAGCGCACCUGGCAUCACGGAAGUGAAAGACAAGAACUUAGGCUGAUAAAAGAUAAGGUCUAUAAAAAAAAAAAAUUUGAAAGACGUAGAAACAUAAUUCCAACAAGAAGAUAUCUUGUAUGACAUCACAUGCAUUAAUGAAUAGUAAACUGUUGCGUAUACUGUAUAUAUCGAAGUGGCCGAAUAAAUAUCCAAACUCGAUCCAUGAAGAGUGGAACCCCCCCCCCAAACGUUUUGAAAAUGUGCGCCCCUGUGCAUGGAUAUAACCAUGGUCAUUAUACAUCUCUGUGCAGUACACUAACACAUGCAUAUGUUUGUAAUGUUUUGAUAGUGUUGGAAGCCAGACAUACAAAUCCGAAAGCGAAGGACAAAACGAUCAAUUUAAUUCACACUUUCAGAAACUACUUGCAUUAUCAUAUCAAAUGCUCCAAGGUGAGUUUUUUGUUGUAAAUCGUUUUGGGAAGAUUGAAACACGGAAAGUUUAAUAUCAAGAAACCCCUUACAAAUACACGCUUCCGGAAAGUACGUCAUCUUGGCUAUAGACCCAUUGCACAUGACGUCACAGCGCCGGUGAUGAUGCAUCUGGAGGACAAAUUAGCAAUCUAUACAUAAUAUAACUUUUGUAAACAAAGCAAAUUUUGUAAAACUUUAUAAUAAUUUUGUAUCAAUAUGGUUAGUUUUUGCGCUGUAUGUGGUUGUUGUACCCGAACAGAUAUUGUUAGGGAGCAUCUGGAGGACACUCUAAGGAUUUGUGACGUCAGUGCAAUGGGUCUAUAGGGCCUUGUUUUCGUGAUUGACAUGUUGAGCUUUAACUAACCAUUCAGCAUAGAAUAAUUUUAGUGUAAUUAUGUUUUGUGAUGCGCAUUUGAUCAUAUACUAUAGAAUGUUAAUUUGCGCAAUAUAAAUAUAAAAUAUUAUUAUUAUUGUCACAUACACGAAAAUGAGGUUGUAUAGCCAAAGUGACGUACUUGCUGGAAGGGUGUACUAAUAUAAUAUUUAACGCCAAGGGGUAACAAUACAGUAUGUUAAAAGUCAACCUCGUUCCCAGAGGCAGAGCCAAAAUAUGACCGAUCACUUGGACCGACGUCGGACGAAUUUGAUCGGUCGUACUAAAAAAAUGUCAUUGGCCGCUGACCGGCCGUUCUUUUGAGCCCUGUGUUCAAUCCAAUACUACUCAACAUCCCUUUCACUAUCUUUGUACUGAUUCUUCAGAGAAGGCCUCUUUAAAUUAUAUAACUUAUCACAAAGCCACUCGCAUCUCUCGAUUUACACUGUUUGUUAAAUUAUCUUCAGGCAUACCUGCACUCGCGAAUGAGAGCAAAAACAAGUGAUUUCAUUAAAGUCGUCAACCGUGCAAAACCAGAACAGAAGUCAACAGAAAAGAAAACAAUAACGUGAGUACUUUGUGAUGCUUGAGUAGUAUAUUUUCUUAGUCUACCCUCACACGGGUCCGGAAGAGAAUUAAAUUCGUGCAGUUAGCUGCACUCUCCGUCGCAGAGGCUUUAUAUCACUUUAUUUUUGCCCAGAAAAUGCAAGGCAUUUGAUGAACGCGCACGGGGGUUACCUGCAUGCUUCAUACUUUGCUGGUAGAUAGCCCGCGUGUUUAACUACUGUAUUACAUAUAGUAGCUAGCCUUGUGGAAGAGAGUGCGUCCCAUGCAUGUAUAUACUCGAAAGGCGAAAUCGUGAAACUUCAGUACGAUUUGGAAACGGAUACGGUUUGGAAUUCAUCUGGCCCAGUGUGAACAGAGCUUUAUGGUUUGUUAUAACUGCUCUCUCUCUCUAAGAACGAUCUUGGCAAGGUAAUCAAUUGCCCAGAUAGUCACGUAUGAAACUGCUAGAAAACCAUGACCAGGAACUGCUAGAAAACCGGCGAUUACGCCUGGAUCAUGCAAACAGGAGCCGGUUAACUAGGUACAGUAGUUAAUAGUUUUAUACAACCGGACCCAGGCCAUGAAUGAUUUCGGUAAUCUAUCCUAUUAUAUAUACUAUUCAUCGAAUAAUAAUAUGCUACUAAAAUAAUUGUCUUGUCUUGUCAUGCCAUUUCAUGUAUACAAUACCUGUACUUUUGGUUGAUAUUUUACGCGAUGCAAUCAGUAGACCUUAGAACUGCUUACGUCACGCAAUUUUUAAUACAUCGAACUUCUGGAAUGCACAGUGCAUUGUGGGAUACUCGUGGGUCAAUAAUUCAUUGUUUGAGAAUUACGUGACGAAAGCACUUCCAUAAGGUCCAUUGAGCGCUAGCAUUCUGUUGCUGUAUUUGGGAACUGCGUAUUUCGUCACAAAGUUUCGGUUAAUACCAAACGUUCACAAUAAUUCUUACUAUAAUUCUUUGUACUUUUUAGUGGCAAGACAUUUGUUCGAUCGUGAAUUGUUCAACCAAAUGUAAAGAAAAAUGAAUGAUUUAAAUUUAGAAUAAAAUAACUAUGGGUAGGUGUUAUUUCACCGUACCGUAUAUUUGUUCAGCGAUAGUAUCAUAUUUUGUAAGUCAAGUAUCUAACAUUUCAUAUUACAUCCUUUUAGU